Messenger RNA from Cuculus canorus (common cuckoo), 2002 nucleotides. RefSeq names its product ribosome biogenesis regulator 1 homolog (gene RRS1). The transcript has a single exon. Gene Ontology annotation, cellular component: nucleolus; preribosome, large subunit precursor; nucleus. The coding region runs from base 99 to 1181 and encodes 360 amino acids. NCBI's taxonomy places the organism in Eukaryota, Metazoa, Chordata, Aves, Cuculiformes, Cuculidae. Gene Ontology annotation, biological process: ribosomal large subunit export from nucleus; ribosome biogenesis; ribosomal large subunit biogenesis. Gene Ontology annotation, molecular function: protein binding. The record is from RefSeq and is a predicted model, not a curated record.
UGCUGUGCGCUUCCGGCGGGAGCGGCCUCCACGUGCGCGGAGCGGCCCGGCGCCGCGCGGGAGCGGCCUCCACGUGCGCGGAGCGGCCCGGCGCCGCCAUGGCGGCCGUUCGGGUAGAGGAGGUGCUGGCGGCCGCCGAUGAGCAGGAGGCGGAGAAGCGGCGGAGCGUCACGGUGGAGAAGGAGCUGGAGUUGGAGUUCGACCUAGGCAACCUGCUGGCGCUGGACCGCAACCCGCCGCCGGCGGCUGGGCUGCGCGGGGCCGGUCCGCGGCGGGAGGCGCUGCUGCGGGCUCUGGCCCGCGACAACGCGCAGCUGCUGGUGGCGCGGCUGUGGGAGCUGCCGGCCGAGCGCGCCGGCGGGGCCGGGGGGCCGCUGGUGGCCCAGCUGCCCGAGCCCACCUUCCGCCUGCCGCGGGAGAAGCCGCCGCCGCGGCCGCGGCCGCCGACCCGGUGGGAGCAGUUCGCGCGGCUGAAGGGCAUCCGGCGGCGCAAGAAGACCUCGCUGGUGUGGGACGAGCAGGCCAAGGAGUGGCGGCGGCGCUGGGGGUACCAGCGAGCGGGCGGCGACCCGGCGCGGGCCUGGGUGGCCGAGGUGCCCGAGGGCGCCGACCCGGAGGAGGACCAGUUCGCCCGGCUGCGGCGGGAGAAGCGGGAGCGGGUGGCCCGCAACGAGCUCAACCGCCUGCGCAACCUGGCCCGAGCCCACCGGGCCGCCGCGACCAUCCCCGCCGCGCCGCUGCACCCCACCGGCCACCAGAGCCGCGAGGAGCUGGGACACGUCGCCCGUGUCGCUCGCGUUUCCACCGCCUCGCUCGGCCGCUUCCAGCCCCGGCUGCCCAAGGAGCCGGCAGAGCCGCCGUCCCGCAGCGGCGGAAGGAAGCGCCGUUUCGAGCCACUCCUGGGCAAUCUGGCGGCCGAGCGCAGCCGGCAGCUGGAGAUGCUGCGGGACAUGGGCAGCAAGAAGCCGGUCCUGGACAUCACCCGGGCCGUCAACAAGCAGCUGCGCCAGGAAGAAGCCGAGGCAGCUGCCGCCAAGGGCAAGAAGAAGCAGUCGCAGCGGGGGAAGCGCGGCCGCCGGCAGCAGCGGGUUGGCCGCAGCGGCAAGAAGAGCGGAGCCCGGCGGCAACAGCAGCGACCCGCAAGCAGCAGCACAGGCGGUGGCAAGAGGAAGAAGGCAUGAGGGACAGAGGGACUGCGUGCAGCACGGGGCUGGGGUUCCCUGCCAAGGCGUGGGAAGGGACUGUCUCUGCCAGCCUCCUGUCCCGUGCUCUAUUCCCACACUUGUUUGUCAAUAAAUACGCUCCAGCCUUUUUAAGAAAUGUCGUGCAUUUGUCUCUUGGCUGGCGAUGAGGGAGGACUGUGUUCCCCGUCCAGGUGGAGCUGGCGAUGUAUUGAGGGGAUCAGGAGUCUCACUUCCCCACAGGCUGGGGGUUUCACAGGGACAGCCAGGUAAUGUUUCAUUGCUGGCUGCAGCUGCAGCAUUUCGAGACAGGACUGAGGCUGGGCAAAGCUGCCCCUUGCUUAGGUGGCUGAGAUUGGGUGUAUGUUCUGGUGGUGUAACAGCCUGCUCAGUCAAAAUGCUCUUUGCUCUGGGCAAGUGGCCUCGUGGUGGAGCUCUUGCUCUGUAAGUCGACUAAUGCUGCUGGCUCUGUGGUAUUCAGGCUCAGUUGCAAAAGAAACAUGAAAACUUCGUUGCAGGGCCUAAGAAGUUGUCCAGAUUUCCUAGAGAUUUCAGUUGUUUAAAUAAAGCCAAAGCUGGUGACUAGCCAUUGAAUUAAGCAGAAAAAUGUUUAUAUUGAAUAGCAGGUUAAAACCUAAAUUUCUCCCUGUACUAAGAGUAAUCAAUCAUUUCAUAGAACUAAUUGCACAGUGGUUUUCUUUACCAAGCAGUUUGAGAGCAGAUGUUGAAAAUUAUUUCUGACUUCUGCUUGUUAUUCUUUUGAAUUUUGUAAUGUAUCCCAUACUCUUUAAAAAAAUAAAUAAAAUUUUCUGUCCCAGCUU